AUGGCUCGUGACCUGCAAAACCAUCUCCUUUUCGAAACGGCCACAGAAGUCGCCAAUAGGGUCGGUGGGAUCUACUCCGUCCUUAAAUCAAAGGCACCCAUCACAGUAGCACAAUACAAGGACAAUUAUCAUCUUAUUGGUCCUUUAAAUAAGGCCACUUACCAGAAUGAAGUGGACCAAAUGGACUGGGAAGCACCAGACUCAUUCCCUGAUGAAAUUAAACCCAUCCAAUCCACUUUAAGAUCAAUGAGAUCCCGUGGUGUCAAUUUCAUAUACGGAAGAUGGCUAAUCGAAGGUUCCCCUCGUUUGAUCCUUUUCGAUUUAGAUUCAGUUAGAGGAUUUCUUAAUGAAUGGAAGGGUGACUUGUGGUAUCUAGUGGGUAUCCCUUCCCCUGAAAAUGAUUUUGAAACUAAUGACGCUAUCCUAUUGGGUUACACGGUGGCAUGGUUCCUGGGGGAAUUGACUGCAGAGGAUACUACCCAUGCCAUUAUUGCCCAUUUUCAUGAAUGGUUGGCUGGUGUUGCUUUACCUCUAUGUAGAAAGAGACGUAUUGACGUCGUGACUAUUUUUACUACUCAUGCUACCUUGUUAGGUAGAUAUCUUUGUGCAGCCGGGGACGUCGAUUUUUAUAACAAUUUGGAAAACUUCGAUGUGGAUCAUGAAGCAGGAAAGAGAGGUAUUUAUCAUAGAUAUUGUGUCGAAAGAGCUGCAGCACACACUGCGGAUGUGUUUACUACGGUCUCUCAAAUUACUGCCUUCGAAGCUGAACAUUUGUUGAAAAGAAAACCAGAUGGUAUUCUACCCAAUGGGUUGAAUGUGAUUAAGUUCCAAGCUGUGCAUGAAUUCCAAAAUUUACACGCCUUGAAGAAGGAAAAAAUUAAUGAAUUUGUUAGAGGUCAUUUCCAUGGUUGCUUCGAUUUCGAUUUAGAUAAUACAGUAUAUUUCUUCAUCGCUGGGAGAUACGAAUACAAGAAUAAGGGGGCAGAUAUGUUCAUUGAAUCUCUGGCUCGUUUGAAUUAUAGAUUAAAGGUGGCAGGUUCUAAGAAGACUGUCAUUGCAUUCAUUAUCAUGCCAGCAAAGAAUAAUUCAUUUACUGUGGAAGCAUUAAAGGGUCAAGCUGUUGUUAAAGCUUUAGAGACUACUGUCGAUGAAGUGACAAAUUCUAUCGGAAAGAGAAUAUUCGAUCAUGCAAUGAGAUUCCCCAACAACGGUACCACUUCAGAAAUUCCAGUGGAUAUCCAUGAACUAUUGAAACCAUCAGAUAACGUUCUUUUAAAGAAACGUGUUCUUGGGUUAAGAAGACCUGCAGGUGAAUUACCAGCUAUUGUCACACAUAAUAUGGUUGAUGAUGCUAAUGAUCCAAUCUUAAACCAAAUUAGACACGUGCAAUUGUUUAACGGUUCUUCAGAUCGUGUUAAAGUUAUAUUCCAUCCAGAAUUCUUGAAUGCAAAUAAUCCAAUCCUGGGUUUAGACUAUGAUGAAUUUGUAAGAGGGUGUCAUUUAGGUGUAUUCCCCUCCUAUUAUGAACCUUGGGGUUAUACUCCGGCAGAAUGUACCGUCAUGGGGGUUCCAUCCAUUACAACUAACCUUUCAGGGUUCGGUGCAUACAUGGAAGAUUUAAUUGAAACAAAUCAAGCUAAAGAUUAUGGUAUUUACAUUGUGGACCGUCGUUUUAAGGCACCUGACGAAUCUGUAGAACAAUUAGUCGAUUAUAUGGAAGAAUUCGUUAAGAAGACUAGAAGACAAAGAAUUAACCAAAGAAAUAGAACGGAAAGAUUAUCUGAUCUAUUGGAUUGGAAACGUAUGGGUUUAGAAUACGUAAAGGCAAGACAAUUGGCACUACGUAGAGCGUACCCAGAUCAAUUCAAACAAUUGGUAGGUGAAGAACUAAAUGACACAAAUAUGGAUACUUUGGCCGGUGGUAAAAAAUUAAAGAUUGCCAGACCGUUAAGUGUGCCCGGUUCUCCUCGUGAAACAAGACAGGCAAGUGCCAUAUAUAUGACGCCUGGUGAUUUAGGUACCUUACAAGAGGCCAACACUGCUGAUGAUUAUUUCAAUUUAAGUAUAGGGUCCCAUGAUGGCGAUGACGAGCAAGGCCCAUACGCCGAUGAAAAUUAG
Messenger RNA from Naumovozyma castellii, 2118 nucleotides. RefSeq names its product glycogen (starch) synthase GSY2 (gene GSY2). The transcript has a single exon. Bases 1 to 2118 code for a protein of 705 amino acids. Lineage: Eukaryota; Fungi; Ascomycota; Saccharomycetes; Saccharomycetales; Saccharomycetaceae. The record is from RefSeq and is a predicted model, not a curated record.